UUCUCCAUCCGCGCCGACGCGACCAACCACCCGCGCCAUGUCGUACAGCUACGCAUCGAGCCGCCGUGGAGGCGGAGGCGGGCUGGCCGCGACGGUUCUUGCGGCCAAGGUGGCGUUCGCGGGCGCGGCGCUCGCCGGGGCCGCCUCAUUCGCGCGCCUCGCCGUGCCGCAGCUCGUGUCCGUGGCCGGCGCCGUGUUCCCGGCGGUGUGGGCCGCGGUGCGGCUGUGGCUCGUGCCGCCGUACCUGUUUGUAACCGUGCACCUCAUCAUCCUCGUCAUCUGGAAGCUCUCCGACCACAAGCACUUCCAGGCCCAGCAGCAGCUCAAGGACCCCUGGCCUCACCCGCCUCCGGCGGCGGCGGCGGUCCCCGCGGCGGAGGAUGCCCCGUCCCUUGUUGUCAACCGCAAGGAGGAGUUCGGCGCAGGCGUCGAGUACGGGGGCGGCAUGCUGGAGCACGAGCCCGCUCCGGAGAUCUCCCCUGACUCCGGCGGCGGCGAGUCCUGCGUCACCACGGAGUCCGACGAGGACGCGUCCUCCGCCGCGUCGUACACAUCCGACGCGAGGCGGAGCCUGGCGCCGCCGGCGCAGGAACUCUCGGUUUUUGAGCGGGAGUUUUCACUGCCACCCUCGGCCGUGGCAGCAACCGCCGUCGACAGCGUCAGGGACGACGACGCUUCCGCCGCCGCCGCCGUCGACGACGACGACUUGGACGCAACGUGGAAGGCCAUCAUGCAGAAGACCCGCCCAGCCGCGGCGGCGGCAAUGGCGCCCCCUCCCGCGCAGAAGGCGCCAGCGGCGCCUCCCCCGCCGCGAGCGCGCGACCCAUCGAUCGGCGCGGAGGAGAUGAACCGACGGUUCGACGAUUUCAUCAAGAAGAACCGCCACUCCUUCGGCCGGCAAUAAGCUCCCUCCGAUCCGAUCCACUCCACUCCGCCGUAUCAUUACAUAUAAAAUCUCAUCUUUGGUUUUUCUUGGUGUGCCGAAGAGAUCACCGGAGCAGAGGAAGCCGGGCUAAUCGCGUCAUCAUCUUUAGGUUGUGGAGGCUCUGAAAUGAAUGGAUGGUGGUGCUAUGGAAGCUGCUAGAGAUGACCCUUAAUGUGCUGAAAUGAUGGUUUUGAGUUGGUACUUUGUUGUUAGGCUCUCCUUUCUCAGUUGUGGUGGCCUGGCAUUUUGUUCUUAGCUUUCUCUUUCUUCUCCUUUCCUUUUCCUACAGCUCUUUUACUGAUUAUAACAGUGCUAAUUGUCCAAAGUUCCUAUGGAGUUAAUACUGGUGGGUAGUGGGUGUGCUUGUGAUUAUAUCUAUUACUGUUGGAUGCCACAUUGUGGCUGUGUUGUUUAAAUGUCAGCCACAGGUCAAUGACCAUGCCUCCAGCUUGAUCCACUGUUCUAUGUUGCUAUCUGUAUUUGCUAACUGUUUAAAGUGAAUAACCAGCAACUCACUUGAGUAACAAA
This is a messenger RNA of Oryza brachyantha (malo sina), 1453 nucleotides long. RefSeq lists its product as uncharacterized. The transcript is spliced from 2 exons. The record is from RefSeq and is a predicted model, not a curated record. The coding region runs from base 38 to 904 and encodes 288 amino acids. Lineage: Eukaryota; Viridiplantae; Streptophyta; Magnoliopsida; Poales; Poaceae.